Megalops cyprinoides (Indo-Pacific tarpon) is the source of this 777-nucleotide messenger RNA. RefSeq names its product ATP synthase subunit delta, mitochondrial-like. The transcript has 5 exons. Gene Ontology annotation, molecular function: proton-transporting ATP synthase activity, rotational mechanism. The coding region runs from base 135 to 620 and encodes 161 amino acids. The record is from RefSeq and is a predicted model, not a curated record. Lineage: Eukaryota; Metazoa; Chordata; Actinopteri; Elopiformes; Megalopidae. Gene Ontology annotation, biological process: proton motive force-driven ATP synthesis.
CUUUGGCUUCUGGGUAGGGGGGUCUGUGUCCUCCUUGUCCUAUCACGGGCACGCUGGUCUGACUGAUUUGACUGGGGGCUUUUAGUGAUUCUGUUUAAGUUGUCCACAUCUGAAAUAGGUUUGAUUUUAGUACAAUGUUGCCUGCUCGGUUGCUCCUCCGUCGUGCUCUCCCUGCUUUGCGCCAGGCCCGGUGCUACGCCGACGCUCCGUCCGCUGCUCCGCAGAUGUCCUUCACGUUCGCCUCGCCAACUCAGGUGUUCUUCAAAGAAGCUAGCGUGAAACAGAUCGACGUCCCAACCCUGACCGGGGCGUUCGGUAUUCUCCCCGCCCAUGUGCCCACACUGCAGGUUCUGCGACCCGGUGUCGUCACGGUUUUCAGUGAUGACGGUUCAUCUGAAAAAUACUUCGUGAGCAGCGGCUCGGUGACCGUGAAUGCAGACUCCUCCGUGCAGCUUCUGGCCGAGGAAGCCGUACCUCUGGACAGCCUGGACCUUGCGGCGGCCAAAGCAAACCUGGAGAAGGCCCAGUCCGACCUGCUGAGCACUUCAGACGAAGCGGCCAGAGCAGAGGUCCUGAUCAGCAUAGAAGCCAAUGAGGCGAUCGUGAAAGCGCUGGAGUAGAACCACGCCCAGAUUUAAGUAUUCUCGCGGUGGUGUCAUGUAAGAGUAAAGGUGGGCUAACACCAUCCGUCUCUGCUCCCUUCCCCCGGCCAGUCAAAUCGGGAGCCGCAGGACACCUUUGCUUUGUACAGUCGGACGAAACCAUUAGAAAUAAAUU